AUGCGCGCGGAGCAGAAGCGGCGGGGUCCCGCGUGCGCGGUGGCGCUGCUGCCCCACGCCAUCCUCAUCCUCUCCCUGGUCUGCUACGCGCUGCUGGGCGCCGCGGUCUUCCACGCCAUCGAGGGAAGAAGCAAUGGAAACGGGACGCGCGAGGGAUACCGGGAGUUCGUGAGAGCGGUGGUGGAGACGGUGCGCAACAACUCCGCUAAGCCUGAAGACGCUCUGCUGAACGACGUGGGCCAAGAUCUUGAGAGGAUCUUGAAUAGCUACAAGGCCGCAUGGUCUCAGAGGCCUGAAAGGUGGCACUUCUACGGCUCGCUCUUCUUCUGCUGCACGGUCUUCACCACUGUGGGUUAUGGAGAGAUCUACCCAGUGACUCUGACCGGCAAGGUGGCGUGCAUCCUCUAUGCCAUGGUGGGCAUCCCGCUCAUGCUGCUGGUCAUUUCGGACGUUGGUGACAUUCUGGCUAAGCUCUUCUUCAACAGCUACAAGAGCCUCCACUCCCGCUGCAAGCGCCUGCUCUUGCAUGUCUGGAGCCCCCGCAAGAAGCCUCGAGAGUUCGCCACCAUCCGUGACGGCACCUACAUCUUCAGCCGGGAUGUGGUGUCGCAGGAGGCGCCGGGCGACCGGCCGACAGCCAUCCACUUGUCCAUCAAGCAAAAGGCUAAGCAGGUCCUCGACAACGUGGAGAUCUUUGACCGCAUCAUUGCCAGAGAAAAGUUUGUAUGCAACUGGCCGUUGGCACGCUCAUGCUCCUGCCCCGAACUUAACCAAAUGCCCCCUCCGCCUGAAGACUUCAAGAUUUGGGACUUCACAUCCAUUGGCCAAGAAAUGGACCGCUUCAAAGUUCCCUUCCUGGUGAUUCUCUUGGUGGUCUUUGCCUACAUCCUGAGCUGUGCCCUAAUACUGCCACUGUGGGAAAGGGAGUUUUCUACAUUUGAUGCCUUUUACUUCUGCUUCAUCACUCUCACCACCAUCGGCUUCGGCGACAUUGUUCCCAAUCAUCCCAAGUUCUUCAUGCUCACCUUCCUCUUCAUCAUCAUGGGCAUGGCCAUCAUGAGCAUGGCCUUUAAGCUGGGUCAGUCACGCAUCGUUAGCUGCUACCACCGCUUUAUUCGCUGCUUUAGCUGCAUCGGUGUGGGGAAAUCAUGGAGUAUUUUGGAUCGAGUUAGUCUAGGUCUUCACUCCAAACCUGUUCACCUUCGGAGAACCUACCAGGAUCAUACUACUCCAGGCGACUUAGCUCUGAAAAUCCCUAGACCACACAAGCCCUUCCGCCGCAUCAAGGCCCCAAUCCAGGAAGGGCAGCGGGCAGGUAAGUGCAAACCCAGCCCUCGCUAUAAAUGUCCAUUUGAGGUCAGACUGCAAGCCAUCUGUGGGUCUGACUCGCCGAAUGUGAGGGGUCUGGAGGAAAGGGUCUCCUCAUCAUCCAGACAGUUCUUAGACAGCUUUGGGGUCCCGCUUACUUUGUCUCCACACCCACCCAAGCCUGUGCGCGCGCUGGAUGGCCAUGGCUUGGUGAAGCGUCUCCAGACUGGCCGUGCCCGCCGCUGUGUCCGUGCGCCAGGCUCUCCGCUCGCGCAGCUGUGUCUCUCGCGCUGA
Messenger RNA from Colossoma macropomum (tambaqui), 1602 nucleotides. It is a transcript of the gene kcnk18, whose product is annotated as potassium channel, subfamily K, member 18. The record is from RefSeq and is a predicted model, not a curated record. Lineage: Eukaryota; Metazoa; Chordata; Actinopteri; Characiformes; Serrasalmidae. Gene Ontology annotation, biological process: potassium ion transmembrane transport; stabilization of membrane potential. Gene Ontology annotation, molecular function: potassium ion leak channel activity. Gene Ontology annotation, cellular component: membrane.